Messenger RNA from Lingula anatina, 2284 nucleotides. RefSeq names its product ectonucleoside triphosphate diphosphohydrolase 4. Gene Ontology annotation, cellular component: membrane; Golgi apparatus. The record is from RefSeq and is a predicted model, not a curated record. Gene Ontology annotation, biological process: UDP catabolic process; CTP metabolic process. NCBI's taxonomy places the organism in Eukaryota, Metazoa, Brachiopoda, Lingulata, Lingulida, Lingulidae. Gene Ontology annotation, molecular function: GDP phosphatase activity; ribonucleoside triphosphate phosphatase activity; UDP phosphatase activity.
AACUGUUAUUGAUGAGCGACACACUUAAUUCGUUGGCGUUGCGUGUUCGCGGCCUCGUUUUUGACUUCAUAAAUUUUUAUCGAGUUUGGAAUAUGAUUUUAUAUACUUUUGUUUUCUUUUAGUUCAGCGGUAGAUUUAUUUUCAUAUUAAAUGUGUGCAAUAUAUCAUCAGUGCUUAUUUGCAAGAAGUGUAUGCAAAGGCGGGCAGAACGAGAUCCUUUAAACCAUAUGGCCAGGAUCAGCAUAAGAUGCCCAGGUACAUCAUCAAAAUGGAGUUGCUUUGCUCAGAUGAAUGGAUGCACCUCCAAGAUAUUACUGGCAUUAGUACCAUGUGUGUGUGUCAUCAUAAUCAUCAUAACUGUUAUACAAAACUACAGCAUUCAGAGGCAUGAGAGAGCAUUACUAAACCAUGCACCUCCCAGGCCAAGAACUGACCACUAUACCGCCGUUACUAAUGUUCAAGAUAACAGUUUACAUUAUGGGGUGGUUUUUGACUGUGGAAGCAGUGGGUCCAGGGUGUAUGUAUAUGUGUGGCCACAACAUUCGGGGAAUCCAAGGGAACUGCUCAAAAUAAAUCCUAUGGUGGAUGAGGACAAGAAGCCUGUGUCAAAGAAAAUUACGCCAGGUCUGUCAACAUUUGGUAAGACCCCUUCUAAAGCUAGUGAAUACCUACGACCUCUAUUGGAGUAUGCAGCAAAACAUGUGCCAAAAGACAAACACAAAGAAACACCUUUGUAUAUUUUAGCUACAGCUGGAAUGAGAAUGUUACCACAGAGCCAGCAAGAUGCCAUCUUAGAAGCCCUCCGUACGGAUAUCCCAAUAUUUUUCAACUUCCAGUUUGCAGCUGAUCAAAUUGGAGUAAUCUCUGGAAAAGAAGAGGGGGUGUAUGCAUGGAUUGCAAUUAAUUACAUCUUGGGAAGAUUUGAACAUGGGGAAGAUGAUGACCCCCUGAUAGCUGUGGACCCCCCUGGUGCCAAGGCCAGCUCUGGCCCUCAUGUCAGGAAGAGAACAGUAGGCAUGAUGGACAUGGGAGGGGGCUCCAUGCAGAUUGCCUAUGAAGUUCCCAAAUCUGUAAGAUUUGACUCUCCAAAGGAGGAGAUUGCAAAAACCUUGAUCUCAGAGUUUAAUCUAGGAUGUAGAAAGACGGACCUGGAUCACAACUACAGGACGUAUGUCACUACAUUUCUAGGCUAUGGUGCUAAUGCUGCCAGAGACAGAUAUCACAAAGUAAUUGUAGACAUUGCAAAGAGGCGGAAUCUCACCAGUUUUUAUAAAAACUCACCAAUAGCACCCAUUUUGGAUCCCUGCAGACCAUUCGAUUUGUCUGAAACUUACAGUGUAAAUGGGACCUCGUAUCAUUUCCUGGGAACAGGAAACUAUACAGCUUGCAAACCUGCUGUGAUACCAUUACUUAACCUUACGGCUCACUGUGUCAAGGAGCCUUGUUCUAUUAAUGGCAUAUACCAGCCACCAAUUAACUUUUACAACAGUGAGUUCUAUGGUUUCUCUGAGUUUUGGUACUCAUCUGAUGAUGUGUUGAGACUUGGAGGAAAAUACGACUACUAUAGAUUUGAAAAAGCAGCCAAGGACUACUGUGCCUUAUCUUGGAAGAAGAUAUUAGAUUUCAAAAAACAGAACUACUAUCCUAAAGCAGAUGAUGAACGAUUAAGGACCCAGUGUUUCAAGUCGGCAUGGAUGAGUACAACUUUACAUGUGGGCUUCAAGUUUCCAAAGACGUACAAACAUUUCCGCUCAGCUCAAGUAGUUUAUGAUAAAGAUGUGCAGUGGACACUAGGUGCUCUGCUGUUUAGGAUAAGGUAUUUACCACUCAGAGAAGUGGAAAAAGUAUUCUAUCAGCAUUUUCGCCCGCCUUGGGUUGAUCAACCAUUUUACAUGACUUUCCUACCCUGGUUCUGCAUAGCUGUUGUUAUCAUUGCCAUACUUCUGUACUGGGUUCGCCUCAACAGGAUGAGAGGACGACCCUUACCCUCCGAGUCGCAUGCCGAGUACCUACGCAGUAUCCCCAGUAUGGCGUAUUUUAUGACCGAGGAGGAUGAAAUGGAGAUGGGAGUGAAAGUGCUGCCUGCUAUGCCUGAUAGCUGAAUUAAUACCUCUAGGUCAAUACAUACUGAAUAUGUGCAGUGUACACCAAUGCCUAUUACCGAUUUCAAAGCAGGGACAUUUGUCACAAACUUAGUGCAAGUCUGUUUUUAGAUAACUGGUUCUUCACAAGAGUAGUGCACUAUGUCACAAUUCGGUUUACAAAACAUAUGGGGGGGGGGGGG